Aspergillus tubingensis is the source of this 1911-nucleotide messenger RNA. RefSeq names its product putative bifunctional fatty acid transporter/acyl-CoA synthetase (FAT1). The record is from RefSeq and is a predicted model, not a curated record. The transcript has 5 exons. The coding region runs from base 1 to 1911 and encodes 636 amino acids. Gene Ontology annotation, molecular function: long-chain fatty acid transmembrane transporter activity; long-chain fatty acid-CoA ligase activity. Lineage: Eukaryota; Fungi; Ascomycota; Eurotiomycetes; Eurotiales; Aspergillaceae.
AUGGAGUACUUCUCCGAAUUGGGUGGCCCCUCCAUAGCCAUUGCAUCGGCUCUUUCAGCCGCUGCAGGGGCAUAUAUCAACGCCAAAUUCUCUAUUUCAACCGAUCUCUCAUUGUUAUACAAAGAACGAUCAUGGGCAAACCGCCUGGGCCAGCGGAUUGCCCAGCUGGGCGAUACCGCCACGCUAUAUAAGUUGCUGGAACGGGUGGUGGAAGUUGACGGACAGGGUGCAGCUGAGGCCUUGUGGUUUGAACAUAAGACGUGGACUUAUAGCCAGCUGAAAGAUCUUGUUGAUAGAUUUGCGUCCUUGCUUCAGACCAAGGAUAUUCAUGCUGGGGACUUUGUGGGAGUUUUCACCACGAAUGCCCCGGAGAUGGUGGUGACGAUCUAUGCACUCUCCAAGUUGGGUGCUGUUGCUGCUCUCAUUAACACCAAUCUGCGCGAUGAUACAUUCACCCAUUGUCUGAACGUCUCCGGAAGCAAAUUUAUUGUGUCCACACCCGACUUGUCGCAAUUCGUGUGUUCCGAACUGCCUCAUUUGGCUCUGAACCUAGGUUCCUUUGAUGGCAGCUCUACGGGAGAAAUUCAAGUGAUCACACCUUCAGAUCUACAACAAUACUCACCGUCUGCGACAACCCCCGCUAAGAGAUCAAUCAGCGAUUUGACAUCGCUGAUUUACACUUCGGGAACGACAGGCAAGCCCAAGGCCUGUGCCAUCCGCAACAUGAUGGUUCUUGUCACGUCCAACCCUAACACGACCGACCUCGAUGAUCGCUCCAAGUACUACCCCCUGCGCACAUACUCCCCUCUCCCACUUUUCCAUGGUACGGCCUUCUUCACUGGUCUCUGUUAUUCAGUUGGAAACGCAGGCACUCUGUGCCUUCGGCGCAAGUUUUCCGCUUCUCAGUUCUGGAAGGACGUUCAUGACUCGAAAGCCACACGCAUCCUAUACAUCGGCGAGCUCUGCAGAUAUCUGCUAUCAACACCCCCUUCCCCUUAUGAUCGUGAUCAUAACUGCAUUGUCGCGAGUGGCAACGGGUUGCGCGGAGAAAUUUGGGAGCGCUUCCGCCAACGUUUUGGAGUCCCGGAGAUUCGCGAGUUCUAUCGGUCAACGGAAGGCGUGGCCAAGUUUGACAACUGGGGUGAAGGAGCAUGGGGUGCUGGAAAGGUGGGAUUUUCCGGCCCCAUUAAGCGACGGUUCGAAGACGAUACGUUCAUCGUCAAGUACGAUACCGAGACGGAGAUGCCCUACCGCGAUCCCAAGACGGGAUUCUGUGUACCGGCCAAGCUUGGUGAAGAGGGAGAGGCGAUCGGUCGGGUCAAGAGCCGCGGCUUGCUGACUGAGUACCUGCACAAUGAGGAUGCUACUGAGAAGAAGCUCCUGCGGGACGUAUUCGAGAAGGGUGACCUCUUCCAACGCACUGGUGACUUGGUUGUGAGGGAUCACGAUGGCUGGGUUCGGUUCCAGGACCGUGUGGGUGAUACUUUCCGUUGGAAGGGAGAGAAUGUCAGCGCUGGAGAGAUUAGAGAUCACAUCUGUCGGAUACCAUCCGUCCAUGAUGCGGUUGUUUAUGGCGUGAAGCUGAAUGGGUAUGAUGGUCAAGCCGGCGCGGCUGGUAUCACUCUGGAGGAUGCCUCUCCCGCAACUGAGGAAAGUCUCAUGGCCAGACUUUACUCGGACUUGAAGAAGAAGGGUGUGCCAUCUUAUGCAUUCCCACGUCUUGUCCGACUCACCGAAAAGGUGGAAACGGGAGUUACGUUCAAACAAGCCAAAGGAGCGUUGACCAAGAAGGGCUGGGACCCUCGGACAGAUUGGGAUGGUGAUAAGCUGUACUGGCUGAAUGGUACAGUCUACCAGAAACUCGAUGAGCAGAGCUGGGCAUCGAUAGAAAGCGGGCAAGCCAAGCUGUGA